UUUUUUUUUUUAUUUUUUAUUUAUUUUGGACAGAUGCAGAUUUCGUUGAAGAAGCCUCUGUAAACCCUUGAAACUAUUCAUCCAAUGACCAGAGCAUUAAACGAAGCUUUAAUGGGAAAACCAUUUCACCAUCCCUACCAUCUUCUUUUGUUGCUAAUAUUUUUUUCACUUGUUCACCAUUCAAACCAGCUUCAAUCCUCUCAAUAUCAGUCCCUUGUGGUGCUUAUCCAACAGCUUCUCAACUACCCAUUUCCCCUUACCAGCUUUAGCACCGUAACAGACUUAUGCAAUAUUGAACCAACUCCAUCUCUAACUCUGGUGUGCUAUGAAGAUAACAUAACUCAGAUUCACAUCAUAGGGAAAAAUGGGUUUCCUCCUUUGCCUCAAAAUUUCUCCACUGAAUCUUUCUUUUCCAUUCUUUCUACUCUAUCCAGCUUGAAAGUCCUGUCUCUUGUUUCUCUUGGGCUAGAGGGACCGUUGCCUACAACUGUAACUUACUUAUCUUCAUUAGAAAUAUUUAAUUUAAGUUCAAACCAUUUUAGUGGUACUAUUCCUGUCCAAGUUUCAUCUUUGAAGUGUCUUCAAACUCUUAUAUUAGACCAUAACAAGUUUAGUGGUGAAGUUCCUGUUUGGCUAAGUUCACUUCCUCUUCUAGCUGUUUUAAGUUUGAGCAACAAUUCCUUUAAUGGCUCUCUGCCUAAUUCUCUGAGUAAAAUGGAAAAUCUUCGAAUUUUAUCGGUAUCAAGAAAUAAUUUGUCUGGAGAAGUGCCUGACCUGCAAAACUUGACAAACCUUCAAGUUGUUGAUUUACAAGACAAUUAUUUUGGACCCCAUUUUCCAAUCUUACAUACCAGGAUAGUGUCUGUUCUGUUAAAAAAUAAUAGCUUUCAAUUAGGGAUACCCAAUGAACUAUUAGCCUCUUGCUAUCAACUUCAAAGACUUGACAUUUCCUUGAAUGGAUUUGUAGGGCCAUUUUCUCCAUCAUUAUUCUCUCUGCCUUCUAUAAGUUACAUAAAUAUUUCAAAUAACAAAUUCACAGGAAUGCUUUCUGAAAACAUGUCCUGUAAUUCUGAUAUUGCCUAUGUAGAUAUAUCCUCAAAUCUUUUGAAUGGAGAUUUGCCGAGUUGCCUUGAACCCAACAGCAAGAGCAAAGUCAUUCACUACUAUAGCAAUUGCUUGUCUAGCCAUCACCAAUAUCAGCAUCCUUCUAGCUUUUGCCACAAAGAAGCACUAGCAGUGGAGCCUCUUGAUGAGGAUCAAGAGAAGCAUAACAGACCUAAAGGUAAAGCAGUUAUUGCAUCUACCACUAUUGGGGGAGCUAUUGGAGCUAUCGCAAUUGUGGGUAUGGUUUUGUUGCUUAUGAAGAGAGUAUACAUAUGUAGCAAGAAGCAUAGAGUGAAAGAACCUCAAGCAAGGGUAACAAUGGAGAAUGUAUCAUCAUCAGUAAACACAGUGAAGUUGCUUUCUGAUGCAAGGCAUAUAUCAGAAACAAUGAAGUUAGGGGCCAAUCUUCCUGCUUAUCGUACCUUCGCUUUGGAGGAGCUUAAGGAGGCUACAAAUAACUUUGAUGAAUCAAAUUUGCUGUCUGGAGCUUCACAUAAUAAGAUUUAUAGGGGAAGGCUUGGGGAUGGAACUGUGGUUACUAUAAGUAGGUUUUCAGUCAAGAAAAAAAAGUGCCAGCAGCAAAGCAUUAGACACCAGAUUGAGUUGAUUUCAAAACUCAGGCAUAGUCAUUUGGUCAGUUCUCUGGGGCACUGUUUGGAUUGGUGCAUGGAUGAUUCAACCAUCUCCCAAAUUUUUCUUAUUUUCGAGUUUGUUUCCGAUCAAACACUAAGAGACCACACAUCUUCUGCAGGACCUGGAGGGAAAAAGUUGAGUUGGAAACAAAGGAUAGGAGCUGCUAUUGGAAUUACAAAGGGUAUUCAAUUCCUGCACACAGGACUUGUCCCUGCGAUAUAUUCUAAUAAUCUCAAUAUAACAGAAGUUCUCUUGGAUCAUGAUCUUCAUGUUAAACUCAGUUGUCAUAACCUGCCACUGUUAGCUGAAACUAGACGAUCGGUGGGUACGUCAGUUUUUUCUCCAGGACCAAAGCAGAACAUUUUGACAAGGGAAAAAGACAAUAAUGGUGAUAAGAAAGAUGUGUAUGACUUGGGAGUAAUCUUAGUUGAGAUAAUUGUUGGAAGGCCGAUCACAUCCCCUGAUGAAGUAGCUGUGGUUAAAAAUCUAUUACAAGUGAGCAUGACAGUUGAUGAAACAGCUAGAAGAAGCAUUGUCAAUCCGACGGUUGGGAAGGGAUGCACAGACGAAUCAUUGAAGAUAAUGAUGGAGAUAUGCAUCAGAUGUCUUGCAGAGAGGCCAUCUGAUAGGCCAUCAGUUGAAGAUGUUCUUUGGAACUUGCAUUUUGCUGCUCAAGUAGUUGAGGAUGACUCCUCCCAUAACAUGAACCAAUCCUCCCAAGUUAAGCAAUUUGUUUCUUCUUUUCAUGUGUAAACACAAGGCUCAAGAUACUGAUAUUUUUACAAUCUUUUCUACUGCUACUUCUAACUAUAUCUUUCCUACAAAUUUGUACAAAAUAACUUUCUUGGUUCUUGAUUCUCUAA
This is a messenger RNA of Jatropha curcas, 2600 nucleotides long. RefSeq names its product putative inactive leucine-rich repeat receptor-like protein kinase At3g03770. Gene Ontology annotation, biological process: protein phosphorylation. Lineage: Eukaryota; Viridiplantae; Streptophyta; Magnoliopsida; Malpighiales; Euphorbiaceae. The record is from RefSeq and is a predicted model, not a curated record. Gene Ontology annotation, molecular function: protein binding; protein kinase activity; ATP binding.